AUGCAUCUUAUGUGGCAGCAGCAGACAGAUCCAUCUCGCGUCAUCUGGCUACAGGAGAAGAACUCGAGCGACUAUUCCAGUACACUUCUGGCAGGUGGCUGUCAGUUACACAUUUUGUCCACCUGCUCUGGACUCACAAAUCUGCACAGAUACAAUGAAGAGAAGCGGUUUGAGGAACGCAAGCGUCUCUUUAACGUGUUCGAGCUGAAGACGCUGGCCGCGAAUGCCAUUCACCGAGAUGUCAAAGACAUUGUCUACUUCGACAAGCUUGGAGAAGGAGCUGCGAACCGAGCUUUCCUCAUUCGCAUGCGAGACGGCUUUUCCCUUGUGGCUCGCAUACCAUAUGCCUUCAUCAAACCUCGUGAUAUGCUAGUCGCCAGCGAGGCAGCAACGUUGACCUUCCUCCAUUCUAAGGGACUGCCUGUGCCGAAGGUCUACGGCUACUCGGCGACAAGCGACAAUGCUGCCGGUGUUGAAUAUAUCUUCAUGGAACACAGUGUUGGCCAAGACCUCUCUUCCAUCUGGUUUGACACGACUUCUGAGCAGCGACGUCAAUUUGUCAAGAGUCUCGUUGACCUGGAGUGCCGUAUGGGCGCCAUGGCAUUCCCUGCCAGCGGGAGCUUGUUCUUCAGACGGGACCUUCCUGCUGGUACCUCUGGCAUUGCGAUAGAUUCGAAUGUCGAGGAGACUUCAGGUCCGCUUGUGGUUGGGCCCAGUGUCGCUCAACCAUUGUGGUUUGGGAAGCGGGCCGACCUCUCGAUCGAUCGUGGACCAUUCAGAAAAGCGAAGCAAGUUCUGGAAAGCGGCGCUAGAAAAGAGCUCGAGUACUUGCGGAAAUAUGGUCGUCCACUGCUGCCAUUCGAUCGUAUACGCAGAGAAACUUUCGAUCUCGAGCGACAGUUACCGGAGACUCACGCCGACAGCCUCGAGAAGUAUCUGAGUAUCAUCGACUAUAUCCUAUUGAACGGGGAUAAAGAUUUGUUGCUGCCCACAUUGAGGCACCCGGAUCUACGACCCGCCAACAUCUUUGUUUCUCGCGAUUUCACGAUCACAUCGAUCAUCGACUGGCAGCAUAGCGUCAUUCUUCCAGCGCUGUUGAACGCAGGCAUGCCAGACGACCUCAACAACUCUCGCGACCUAGUCUCACAAGAUCUUGAAACGCCGCGACUCCCCACGAACAUGGAAAGCAUGACAGAAGACGAGCAAGCCGAACAGCUGGCAAUCUUUCGCGAACGCGAACUUCACCACGAAUACGUCACACGCACUGCUGAGAAGAACCCAGAUCAUUUGAAUGCACUGAGAUACCCCUACUCGACUGGCCGGCGCAAGCUCUUCCAUCUGGCCAGCGCCCCUUGGCAAGGAGACAACAUCCCACUACGAUCAACUCUCAUCUUCUUCAAACAGCGUUGGGACAAGUUUUCGACAAAUCCAGACGUCCCAUGUCCAAUCCUCUUCUCCGAAGCCGAGGAGGAAAAAUGCAUGCGUUUGGACGAUUCAGAACGUGAAGCUGAGGAGCAAAUGAGAGAUACGAAAGAAAUGCUCGGCGUUGGACCGGAAGGCUGGGUACCCAAUAAUCAUUACGAAGCGGCCAAGGAGGCUGUGGGGGAGAUGAAGAAGCUUGCGCUUGAGCGCGCGGAGACGGAAAUAGACAGGAUUGCGGUGAGUGAGCAUUGGGUGUUCGAUGAUAUGGAUGAGGAUGAGUACCUCUGAGCAAGGGCCUUCGAUGGGAGGGAUACCUUUGUGGCCUGGAGCAGGGC
This is a messenger RNA of Cercospora beticola, 1757 nucleotides long. RefSeq names its product phosphotransferase family protein. Lineage: Eukaryota; Fungi; Ascomycota; Dothideomycetes; Mycosphaerellales; Mycosphaerellaceae. Gene Ontology annotation, cellular component: mitochondrion. The record is from RefSeq and is a predicted model, not a curated record.